UCCCACAGUCCUGGCUCACCUGGACGUCCCUAACCCGCGCUACCUGGGCCCCGCUAUCUCCUCGGGGGCCAUCUACCUGGCCUCCUCGUACCAGAACAAGCUGCGGGUCAUCUGCUGUAAGGGCAGUCUGAUCCGAGAGUCCGGGGAUCUGCAGAGGACCGGCUCCAGCAGAGGGAGCCCCAGUAAGCGCGGCCCCCCCACCUACACCGAGCACAUCUCCAAGCGCCUGGUCUCGGGCCCCGGCAGCCAUGAGGGCCUCCACCGGGAGCCCAGCACCCCCCACCGGUACAGGGAGGGAAGGACCGAGUUCAGGAGGGACAAAUCCCCCGCCCGGCCCCCCCUGGAGCGGGAGAAGUCCCCGGGCAGAGGGCUGGACGCCCGCAGGGAGAUGGACCCCCGCAGAGAGAGGUCUCCGGGGAGGUUCGGGGACAGCGGCCGGCUCCACGCUGGGUCUGUGAGGACGCAGCUGGCCCCCGCCAACAAGGUGCUGGGGAGACCCCGUUUGUUUUAGUAUCAGACUUAAGAAACGAUAAUACCUUGUUGCCGGAUAAAGUCUGAAAUGUUUUUCA
Messenger RNA from Notothenia coriiceps (black rockcod), 569 nucleotides. Its product is annotated as citron Rho-interacting kinase-like. Lineage: Eukaryota; Metazoa; Chordata; Actinopteri; Perciformes; Nototheniidae. The record is from RefSeq and is a predicted model, not a curated record. The annotation marks the transcript as partial. The transcript has 2 exons.